Molecule: messenger RNA, 6826 nt
Organism: Trichosurus vulpecula (common brushtail)
Lineage: Eukaryota; Metazoa; Chordata; Mammalia; Diprotodontia; Phalangeridae
Gene: MEF2D
Product: myocyte enhancer factor 2D
Exons: 13
Coding region: 508-2217 (569 amino acids)
Biological process (GO): cell differentiation; positive regulation of transcription by RNA polymerase II
Molecular function (GO): protein dimerization activity; histone deacetylase binding; DNA-binding transcription factor activity, RNA polymerase II-specific
Source: RefSeq, a predicted model, not a curated record
GCUGAGCUGUGCCUACGUUGGCCUCGGCUCCCGGGGACUGGAGGAGUUACCUUUGGAGCCCAAAAGGAGGAAGGAAGAAAAUAUAUCAACAACAGCGGCGGCUCGGGAGCCCCAGCCCCGGACCCUCCCUCCCCUCUACCCCGGCCCCAGGACAGGGGCCCGGGACCUCCCGGCUCCACCCAGGGCCCGGGCAGACGCCUGUCUCGUUAGUUAUUUUUCGAUAUCCCCUCCCCCCUAAAAAGAAAAAAACCCAUCACCUUCCUGCGCUUGGAGAUCUGAGAGGAGAGAGGACCACCACUCUUCCUCCCACCCCCUUCCGCGACACCCCCCUCCCCCAACGGGGGUUGGUGGCUGUGCUGGAACUGCCCUUGAGGACCAUGAACUAAUCUCCUGCUGGGACGAGCCUUUUCAUGAGCACACUCUAACACCACCGCCGGUUGAGGACCCACCUCCCAGCAAGGCCUUCCCCUCCCCACCUCUCCCCAGGGUUGAGGAUCUCUGGAGAAGAUGGGGCGGAAAAAGAUCCAGAUUCAGCGGAUCACAGAUGAGCGGAACCGGCAGGUGACAUUCACCAAAAGGAAGUUUGGCUUAAUGAAGAAAGCCUAUGAGCUGAGUGUGUUGUGUGACUGUGAAAUUGCCCUCAUCAUCUUCAACCACUCCAACAAGCUGUUCCAAUACGCCAGCACUGACAUGGACAAAGUCCUCCUCAAGUACACGGAGUACAAUGAGCCCCACGAGAGCCGCACCAAUGCAGACAUCAUUGAGACCCUGAGGAAGAAAGGCUUCAAUGGCUGUGACAGCCCCGAACCCGAUGGGGAGGACUCCCUGGAGCAGAGCCCCUUGCUGGAGGACAAGUACCGGCCGGCCAGUGAGGAGCUGGACGGGCUCUUCCGGCGCUAUGGGGCGCUGCACAAGAAGCACAGGGAGUGUGAGAGCCCCGAGGUGGACGAGGUGUUUGCCCUGACCCCCCAGACGGAGGAGAAAUAUAAAAAGAUAGACGAGGAGUUUGAUAAAAUGAUGCAGAGUUAUAGACUGGCCUCUGCAGUUCCAGCCCCAAAUUUCGCUAUGCCGGUCACGGUGCCUGUGUCCAAUCAGAACUCACUUCAGUUCAGCAACCCCGGGGGUUCCCUGGUGACCCCAUCACUGGUUACGUCAUCCCUCACAGACCCGAGGCUCCUGUCCCCCCAGCAGCCGGCCCUGCAGAGGAACAGUGUAUCACCAGGACUGCCCCAGCGGCCAGCCAGUGCUGGGGCCAUGCUGGGAGGAGACCUUAAUAGUGCUAAUGGAGCCUGUCCCAGCCCUGUUGGUAAUGGCUAUGUCAGUGCCCGGGCCUCCCCUGGCCUCCUCCCUGUCGCCAAUGGCAACAGCCUGAGCAAAGUCAUCCCGGCCAAGUCUCCACCCCCACCCACCCACAGUGCCCAGCUUGGGGCCCCCAGCAGAAAGCCAGACCUUCGAGUCAUCACAUCCCAGAGUGGGAAGGGGUUAAUGCAUCACUUGACUGAGGACCAUUUAGAUCUGAACAAUGCCCAGCGUCUUGGGGUCUCUCAGUCCACCCACUCACUCACCACCCCUGUGGUCUCUGUGGCAACACCCAGUUUACUCAGCCAAGGGCUUCCCUUCUCCUCCAUGCCCACCGCCUACAACACAGAUUAUCAGUUGACCAGUGCAGAGCUCUCUUCCCUCCCGGCUUUCAGCUCAACUGGGGGACUGUCGCUAGGCAACGUCACUGCCUGGCAACAGCAACAGCAGCCACAGCCACCCCAGCAACAGCCCCAACCACCACAACAACCACCACCACAGCCACAGCCACAGCCCCAACAGCAACAACCGCCGCCGCCACCACCGCAGCAGCAGCAGCAGUCCCACUUGGUCCCUGUGUCUCUCAGCAACCUAAUCCCGGGCAGUCCCUUGCCUCAUGUUGCUGCAGCCCUCACCGUCACUACCCACCCCCACAUCAGCAUCAAGUCAGAGCCGGUGUCCCCGAGCAGAGAGCGCAGCCCAGCACCACCAGCCCCUGCCCCCUUCCCAGCCCCUGCUCGGCCUGAGCCCGGGGAUGGCCUCAGCAGCCCUGCCAGUGCAUCCUAUGAAGCUGGGGAGCGGGAUGACGGGAGGGGUGACUUCGGGCCUACCUUGGGGCUGCUCCGUCCAGCCCCAGAGCCCGACACUGAGAGCUCAGCAGUGAAGCGGAUGCGGCUGGACACCUGGACAUUAAAGUGAUGAAUCUCCCCCUCCUCUAUCAACCUCCCUCUUGAAGAGUUGACAAUCUCACCGCCCCUCCCAGUCCCGGGCUCCUCCCCGCUCGACCCCCUCGUCCCUUUCUCGUGCUCCGUGUCCUGUUGACGGUUACAUUUGUGUAUAAUUAUUAUUAUUAUUAUAUUAUUAUUAUUAUUAUUUUUUUAAUUUGAACUCUCGCUUCUGGGAGGGGGAAGCAUCCCCUUCUCUUUCUUCUCCCCUCCGUUUUCAUGGGGGGGCACUCUUUUUUGGGGGGGGACAAUUUGCACGUUGUACACAUAUGCUGCAGGGGGGGAGGGGGGACCCCAAAAAGACUUUGGGAUGGGGCAGAAGCCGAGCCCUGCAUGUGGAAACCUCCCUUCACCCCCAUCCCCAAGAGAGAGGAAGUAACCAAAAAAAACCCCAUAAAAUGGACUUUGAAACCCUAGAACCUAGUUUGGACCUGGGGGAUGUCGGCUGGGUGCCUGGGUCAACACUGUUCUGCUUGUGCUGCAGGGCCUCAGGAGGGCUGCCUGGAGUUGGGGUUAAAAUCCCCAUGGGCCUCUGCCUCUCCAGUGCUAUUCAUAUGUUACCUAGGCUGCUUAGGUGUGGGGUGAGUGCUCAAGCCUGGAACUCCAAAAGAAUCAUGUGGAAGCUGCAUUCUCCAAAACUAAGGGGCAAGGGGUAGAGUUGCAGUUGUAGUGUGAGGACAGCAGGCCUUGGCAUCCUGGAGAAGAUAUGUUCUCACAUACUGGGAAGACUAGUGUCAGGUGGGGUGAAGACACCCCUUCCCCCAGGACCUGGAGGAACUUUGCAGUCUCUCUUUCCCUCUCUCUCUCUCUCUCUCCAAAUGGAAGAGGGUGGGGAUGAAAUAGGGGGCCACCUCAUAGCACAGUGUGUGGCGGGUAGAGAUGUGGGGUAUCCCCUGCUUAGGCAUUAGAGGGAAUCCUGGUAGUGGAGAGAGUAGAGGUGCUCCUUUUCCCUCCCUGGGGUUUUCUUCUAAAAUAUACAGUGCAAUAGCAUCCCUUCCCUCACCCACCCCUUUCACUCUGGCUCCCUAAUUCCCAACUCCAUCCUUCUGCCCUUGGUGCCGGCCUUUCAAAUUAAGCCUCAACCUGGAGGGGGUGGGGCAGAGCCAGUCUUCAUUAUGAUGGUAGAACGUGGGAAAGAAAUUGAGGAUGGUGAGCACCUGUUACACCUCCUCCUUCUCCACCUGGACCCUAACCCUAGUAGACUUGGACUGGCUUACCAAAAGACUGCACUAGGCUUUUCGGGAGGACCUGGGCAUCAUUGCAAACAUUGUGGGGUGGGAGAUCCAUUAAAGUCAGGAAGAAUCAGAAUAUUCUUUUAUCAUAGAGGUCAUGGAAAGGGGAGGGACACAUGCCCACUCCCCUGCUCACAUAUGAUUAUACACCAGAGGCACAGGUCUCGGAGGAGCCUACAGUUCCCAGAGCCAGGAUAUGGGGUAGGAUGGAGUAAAGCUGCCAGGCCUCACGUCCAGCACUAGUUAUAUCCUAGGGUGGCCCACUUUUUCGGCCUUGCUCCACCCCAGCCCACUCCUCUCUCCCUAGCCCCACCUCUCCUUCUCUUGGUCCUCCCCAUCCCCACCAGCUUGCUACCUCCUGCUCCCCACCAUCAUCACCGCCUCCUCUCCCCCAACCCCUCAACCACCACACCCCAUCUUUCCCUCGGCUACUGUAAUUGUAAAUAGCAACUUUGGAAAUGUUGGCUAUGUAACAGUCCAGGAAACUGUUUUUUUGUUGUAUUGAUAUGAAAUGAAAUUCUAUUUUUGUCAAAGUAUAUUGUAAUAAUAAUGACUCUGAAAUGGCCCGUAGUGUACAGAUGAGAUUGUUCUUCUUCUACUGUUGUUCUUGCCCUCCCCUUGCCCCACUUUUGCCCCUUUCAUUUUCUCCCCAGAUGUGUGCAGCUGGGGGGGAGGGGGGGCAGAGAGGGAGCCAAAGCCUGAGGCCCUUAGAUCUUUGGCUGUAUCUAAGAUCAUUAGGGAGCUGGGAGGAGUCCCCUAGCAUCCCCCACUUCCAUACUUACUCACAGAGGUGAGGUGGGGGCGGUGGGGAGGGCUGGGUUGUCUUCCCCCAUCCUUUCAGACCUUGAUGCUUGGCUUGUGUCCCCAGUGCCCUAGGGCUAGGGGCUUCGUCUUAGGUCUCACAUCACAGUUGAAACUUAGAGGUAGCAGAGGCCUAGUUCUGUAAGUGACUGUAUUUGCCCACCUUAGAGACCUAGCCAUUUGCAGUAUUCUGAAACUUAAUCAUGGGGGAGGAACCUGAAGCAGAGAUGUGUGUGUGUGUGUGUGUGUGUGUGUGUGUGUGUGUGUAUGUUUGUAUGCAUGUGUGCACAUGCAUCUGUCUUUGUGUGUUUAUAAAGUGAACAGCUGUCCAGCAUUUCAGCUUCUUGAUCUUCCCAACUCUGUUCUCCCAAAAGUCCUUCAUGGACAUUUUCUCCUGCUGCAUCCAGCUCCCUUCUUUGUUCACCCACUCAUUUAUUAAUUCGGUAAGCAUUUAUUAAUGCCAGAUGCUGGGAGAGAUACAAAGUUUAAAUAAGGCAAGAUCCCUGUCUUUAUGGACCUCACAUUCUCUCUACUUAGAGAGUCAUCUUUACUUGCUAAAUUAAAACACUGAUUAUUUUUCUAUGUCCAUUUUCAAGGGGGAUUUUGCGGCUGGUCCCGCCUGGCUCUCCCAUUUGGUCCUGUCUUUCCAACCUUGCCCCCUAAAGGAAUUGUCUUGUUCCAGCUAGACUGGGCUCUUUCUUGUCUCCCAGCAUGCCUUGGACUUUCCUACCUCUCUACUUGUGUUCAUCCCUGGAAUGUUCUGUCCUCCCCCAAAGUCCUACUUUUCCUCCAAAGCCCAGAUACAUGCAGUCCUACCUCCUUGAAUAAGUCCACGUCUCAGUCUUUAUUCCUAUAGAGCAGUGGUUCUCAAACUUUCUGGUCUCAGGACUCUUUAAAAUUAUUGGGAACUCCAAAGAGUUUUUGUCUAUGUGUUUUAUAUCUAUCCAUAUUUACCACAUUAGAAAUUAAAACAUCUUCGUAAGAUUAUGAAAAUUGCUUUGACCUCAUGAUCCCUCAUGAGAUGGUCUUAGGGGCCCCAGAGGUCCCCAGACCACACUUGGAGAACUGCUGGCCUAGAGCAUAUUGGCCCUCCAGCAUGCCCAUCUUCCCAACCAAGGGCAGGGACUCUGUCUUAUUCAUCUUUAUGUCCAACCCUGCCCACUCACCCCUCCUCUUCCACUCAGAAGCACAGUACCUAGCACACAGUAGUAGGUGGUCAAUAAACACUUGCAGGUGACUAAUUCUCCCCUUUUUUUGGCCAGACUUACUUCCUACCUGGCUCCAUCCAGCUUUCCUUGGCUGAGCCACCGUACCACUAAAUACCCCAGGGGAAUCCUUCCCUUACCCCCCCCUCCCUUUUUAUGUAUGUGAGCCCUGAGUGUGUAUAGUUAUUCAUCAGGUUUGCUUUCUGUCCUACAGUAGCAUUUCUGAUGGUGGAUAACUCUGGGUAUGUACAUGAGUGCACUUGCGUGCCUCACUGCAUUAUCGGGUGUGUGUGUGUGUGUGUGUGUCAAUGUGUGUUUGGAGAUUUUUUUUUAAGGGGGGGAGCAGAAUGCUAUAUGAGUGUGUAUCUGUUACAUUUCUGCAGUUCAGUAUCCCAAGGUUUAUCACAGGGCUUUCCAAUUAGAUAAUUAAUCCCCCUUGGAGCCUGGCCCUUCUUGGUGACAUGGUGACUCCCCUUCCUAUUCACUAGCCAAACUCACACCUCCUCCCAGCCCCUCCUCUUAGAACUGGGCAUUUGCCAAAGCAACCACUGGAGACAGCCAACACCCCUCACCUCCACCCUCCAAUUUUUAGACAGCUAUCAGGGAUGAUGGGUGAGAGGAAUCCCCACCCCCCCCCAAGCAAAACACCACCACCCUUUACAACAGUGCACUAAAUAGAGCGGCGAGACCGAUCCCCAAUCCUAAUCCUCCCCACCUUGGACAGAAAGGAAGCAAUGCACUUCUCUUACUGUUUAUUUAUUUGUUUGGAAAGACAGAGAUGAUGUAAAAGUGUAUCUAGAAAUAUCUAUAUCACUAUAUAUUUUUAACUGACUCUUCAGGAUCCCUUGAGGGGACUAGGGGGUGAGUUUAGAGUUCCAUAAGUAGGGAGCAGAGCCUGGGAACUCCUAGCUUUCCCUUCUGCCCCCCUCCAUGGAAACAUUGGUAGGAGGGAUGGGAUUGGGUGGGGCUGGAUCAUUUUUGAUGGAGAAUCUGGAUUCUCUUGCAUCCCUCCCCAGCCCAGGUCUAAGGAAGGGGAGUGGAAAGCUCAAGGAGGUAUCCAUCCUCCCCCCGACCCUCCCCCCCAUUCCCAAACCUGACAAUCACCCGAUCCCCUGUGGCUCUGCCUGGGUCCUGGGGGCGGGGGGAGUCGAAAGCGUGUGGCUGUUGAUUUGUUUUCAAUAUUUCUUUCCGUGCUGUAUGGUGAUGCUUUCUUGGUAUUCUACACAAUAAGAAAAGACAAAAAAGUCCUCAAGUUCUUAUGAGUUUUGUUUGAAAACUCUUUCACUAUAUUUGUUGUAAAGAGGUUUACUAUUAAAAGAAAAAAUACACGUUUCUGAUAACUUUG